AUGCUCGAUCAGCUGUCGCCCGUUGCUCCUGCGAGAGUACGAGUUGUGCUGUUACCCAUCGGGCAAAUCAAACGCGUGAGAUUCCUGAGCUUUGUAGAAAGAUUGCAACCUCAAAAUGUUAUACGCUUAGGAGAUAUCAGUCCAGAUGGACGUCCCAACAGAAAUAUGUUUAACCCAUUGGCCUUUCCUUUGGGGAUGAUUGUCUAUGAUCUCACGACACAUUACCCGCCCUCUACCCACCUCUCAUUGUCCCCCUUUGAGCUUUACAGGGAGCCGCUCGUUAUUAUAGCACUCGCAGAUGGCGCCGAGCUCGAGCAUAUAUCUUAUAAAGGGACUUCGAGGAAAAGUCUUAACGGCGGUGGAGUAUCGCCCUUCGAACAGAAUGUGCGAGACUUAUACCAGGAUCUGGAAGACUUGAGAGACAGAUAUCCUAAGGCGCUGGUACAUCAAGUAUUAUUGUUCGACUAUACAUAUGAGAAGUCUGCUGCAGCCUUGCCGGAAGGCCUAGUCUCUAUACCUCCACCAGCUGACUGCGGUAUAACGACAAUAAAGACUGUCAUGUGCGAUAUAUCUGCCUUGCUGCUCGCAGAGAUGACGACACUAGCAAGGUCACUCCAGGCUUUGAGCACAAUCGAGUCGCCAAGUCAAUCAGGGAACAGACCGGUCAAUGGAGGCUCUUGGGGCGGAGGCUCACCGGAUGGAUCUUCGAGACGGAACUCUCAAUUUGCACUACCCCAACCAAACUCCAGAUCUGCUUCUCCCGCCGGCGCUGUUGAUCGUAGCAACUAUCGUAUGUCGAUGCCAGUUCUUCGAUCCGCAGCUUCGGAUUCCGGCACAUCUUCACCUCUGGGUCGUGCUGAUAGCCCUGCAAGCGGUCUUCACUCCGGCUCGCCACCAACCUUCGAUAACAUUAUUGGGGACAAUGCGCUCACACCGAAAAACUUACCAUCUCGACUCGGCACUCCGAGUAGCACAUCAAAAAGGGACAGUAGCAGAGAUCGAGUGUCAAUUGUAGGUUUUGGAUCGGGAAGUACUAGUGAAAGAUCAAGGAACAAAGGAAAGAGUCGUAUUGGAAUCGUCGUGGGAUCGAUGUAUAUGUGUGCGGGGCGGUGGAAUGAUGCAUUACGCGAGCUAGUUGAAAGUGCCGCUAUCGCGAAAGCAAAUCUCGAUCACCUGUGGCAUGCAAAGGCACUUGACAAUAUUCUUGUGAGUAUGCUCAUGCUCGCGUGGACUGGGCUGGAUUUUCAAAUUCCACAAAUUUGCUAUGUUUCCGCAGAAAAAACACCGUCUUUAACAACUGCUUUGGAGCCGAGGAGUCCCACAAGUAACCGUUUAGUCUCUUUACAGAACUUGGCGGUUUUGCUUCCGGAAUUAUUGGACAGAAUCCUAAAUCUCUACACUCGUGCCUCGAAUAAUACUGGCGAAGCUAUGCCGCAAUAUCCAUUUUCUGAAACGGUUAUUCGAUAUGCAAAGCUUUCCUCAGCUCUACAUACUGGUGGUGGUCAAUUAGAUGACGAGGUUUUGCGGUUGAUUGUUCUCGGAACCCCUUUUCAAAAAGCACCAAACCUUGCGACCCCUCGUUUGAACAUACAACCUACUCGAGGAGAAAUUCUCAAAACCAUCCUGAGAGCCUUCCCCGUAUAUUCAUCCUCCGAAAAUAUUGUAGUCGUGGAUCGCAUAAUAAUACUCAGUGGUAUAGCCUCAGUUCUUGGAUCACUGGGAUAUAAUAGGAAGAAGGCCAUGGUAAUCCGUGAAUUGGUUUCUGUGUUGGUUCCAGCCCUCGUUCAAGCUCGCCUUAGAGGGGCAGCAGAGAUGGGAGUUCAUCCAGCCGCAGGCUUAGCAGCGCUGAGUGCGAACGGGAACACUAACGGUGCCGGAGCUCUUGAACUUGGUGAAGGUGAUAUGGAGAACGGAGUAGACUCAUUCCUCGCUUUACUUGGUCAAACGUAUGGAGUUGUAGCUUCUAGAGCUACCGCCGAAGAUGAGUUCGAUGAUUCAGAUGAAGCUAUUAUUCUGAGGAUACUAGAUAAUUCCUCGAUCCGCUCUUUUGGAAGCCAGGCAUUGAAAAUGGAGAUCUUGAGAUCAUGCAUCAAUCUUUCUGAAGCAUUGCCGGACUUUCAAGGCGUUAUGAAGUUCACUGCAGAUUUGUUGAGAACUGCGGGGAGCGGUGUAGCCCCAGGUCCACGGAGCGAAGAUGCAUCUCCAAAUAUGAGUCGCGAGGAACAGAUGCGACUAAUGUCCAACAUUACUCGAACGCUUGGAGCUGCGAAAAAUUUGGGAGUUCAUGACCUCUCAGCGGAGUAUUGGGAUGAAUUUUUGGUUCGAGGAGUUGAGCUAGAACCUCUACUGCAGUCGAGAACUCCUAUCCCACAUACCCGCGGAGAACUUCCUGGUGGGGAGAGCAUUGCUACCGCUAGGGAAAUAAAUCCUUUCAUAUACAACCCUUUCUUACGCCCACCAAAUGCUUCUAUUGUUGAUCACAUCAUGGUUGCUGGUGAGGGAGCUGUCUUCAAGGUUACUUUGCAAAAUCCAUAUGAGUUCGAUGUGGAAAUAGAAAGCAUCAAGCUUGAUUCUGAUGGUGCGGGCUUUGAAUCUGCCGUGCAAAAAACCGUCAUCGGUCCUUACCGAACGCAAAUUCUCACUAUAUUAGGCACACCUACAGAUCCCGGAUCUCUCAAAAUCACUGGAUGCACUAUCAAAGUGAAGGGGUGCCGAGAGCGACGAUUCCCUAUAUUUUCAGAUUCGUGGUCACCACAAGGCGAAGUCAAAAUUAAAUCUAUUGGCGUAUCAAAGAUAUUUGCCCAGAAGGCUCGCCCUACAAGCUUUGGCUCAACCUCAUCCAAUCCAAUACCUUGGGGAGUCACGCCCCCUAUGCCGACUACAGUAGGACUCAACGUCAUUGACAAACAACCUAUCAUCGCGAUAAAAUCCACUAAUCUUUCACAAUCUGCGUUAAUGGUGUUAGAAGGGGAACGUCAAAGAUUUUUUAUUACAUUGGAGAACCUCUCAAAAUAUACACCUGUAGAUUUACUUCUCUUUUCUUUCAAAGAUUCUACCCAGGCGCCAUUGCAAACCGCAAUGAGUAAUCGCGAAGCAUCACCAGCAGAGUUGUAUGAAUACGAAUUGAUUUUGGCACGAAAGCAAGCCCUUCGAUACAUACCAAAGCCUGGUGAGAAGCCAUACAUUGAACCUGGUGGAAUAGCAACUUUUGAAAUAGAGAUACUGGGAAAGCCAGGUCUCACAGGUGCUACUGUUCAGGUCGACUAUGCACAUCUCGGCGUUCCCCAAUCAGAGGUCGAGAACGGAUUCCACACCCGCCAAGUGAGCCUGCGACUCACUAUCACUGUGAAUGCAAGCAUAGAGUUGGCACGGAUGGAUGUUAUGCCAUUUACCGGAAACCUGCCUGUAUCUCUGUGGUCCAAAAUAGAUGGAACCGUGGCAACAGAAGAGUUCACACCUCAAGAUCAUUGUUUAUUAAUUCUUGAUCUUCGAAAUGCCUGGCCAAGCAGUAUCCAUGUCUCGAUAAAUAUUGAGAAAGGUGGCAAAAUUGACGAGGAAGUAUUCCCAGGUAAUACGUCUCGCAUAAUGUUUCCAAUUCCUCGCAUAUAUCUAGAAAACCCGACGGCCUCCAUCCCAGCCCUUGACCCCUCCCGACAACGACAAUUCGUCGUCAGCGCAGGCCGAAUAUCCGCAGAUUCGGAACGAGCUACUCGAGAGGCAUUCUGGUACCGAGAAGAAAUUUUGAAAAUUCUUCAGGGAACUUGGGAAACGCGCUCUGGUGUUCAUCGCAAAGGCAAUAUAGAAUUGCGCGGUCUUCGUCUCAAUCAGCGUGUCAUUGAUGCUAUUAGAAUCGAAGAUAUAUCAAUUGACAUCUCAAUCAAUAAUGAGUCGGGCCCUAAACACGACAUUCAUACCGAUACCUUCUCUUCAAUUACAGUUCGCAUCAGCAAUCGAUCUGCCAAUCCAAUUCACCCACUUCUUCGUCUCCAACCAUCUAUCCGCAACCACUCACUCACUCAAACCCUCGAUCUAUCCAAGAAGUUCGUAUGGAAUGGUGUGCUACAGCAAACUCUCCCACAGAUCCCUGGGAAAGAACAUAUUGAAGUUCACAUUGGAAUGACACCACUUUGUAGAGGUGAAUUCGAACUCAGUGCUUCGAUUGAAGAAGUGAGGUUAGUCGAUGCACCGAAAGAUUAUAAUGCGAUUAAAGAGGGAGGUAGACCAAGAGCUGAUACUAAGAAUUUGAUGGAUACGAUGUUGGGUGCGAGGGAGAGGAGGAUUUGGCAUUCGAGAGAACCUUGUUUGCUGAUUGUGAAGGAUGAGGAUGAAGAUACGGAUGAGGAUACGGAUGAAGAUGAAGAUGAUGAUUAG
This is a messenger RNA of Sclerotinia borealis F-4128, 4371 nucleotides long. The record is from the annotation of a GenBank genome assembly. NCBI's taxonomy places the organism in Eukaryota, Fungi, Ascomycota, Leotiomycetes, Helotiales, Sclerotiniaceae.